GAUUCAAAAAAAAAAUACAUUUAUACUCAUAUUUGAGGUUAUGUUGAGCAGCAAAGAACUGAGUGUUUUCCAUUGAAAGAAAACUGAAUUUAAAUGUCCUUAAAGCAAAUAACACAAAAGAAAGCCUGAACAGUGUGAAUCACCACCACCAAAACAUCUUAACGCACCGCCACUAACAUGGAUAGGAAUUAUAUAAGCGCUCCAGAUGAUUUCCAUUAUAUGGAGGGCACUGAAUCUGUGGAGUUCAAACGUACUUUUGCCCUUGACGGCAUUGGAGAGGAUGAGACGUUGCGUCUGUAUUUGCGUAAGGCCGGAUUGUCGGAUGAAAUUGAAUAUUUAACACCAGAACAACGGCGAGCCUUCAUUUACGACAUCAUCAAAAGCAAUAAAAUGCCAGGAUAUUGGAUGCCCUCCACAAUGACUUCAGCAUCACCUUUAAACUUAUCAAACACUCCUACAACCAUCCGCCGCACACCACCCCCACCACCUAUACGCAAAACCAACACAGCAACCAGCACACUUCGGACCAACAACUCAGCAGUGUCCACAACACUAAGCUAUGCCACCAUAAGCACAUCUUCAUCCAAUAACAGCCUAAAAAGUUUGGACAAUAGUAGUCCCAUUGUGCCGCGACGUUUCGAACCGCAACCACCCACACCACCUUCACCCUCGACCUUUGUGACCAGCAUUAAGGGUUCCAAAUAUGAGAUAAGCGGGCCGAUGAACUUUCAACACGUUGCCGGAGAUAUGACACGAGACCGUACGCGGAAUGCCUUCGAUCUCACCUUGACUACGAACGAUAACGUUUUAAGGAAGUACAUGCUGGAACGGGGCAUUACGGAGGAGGACUUGAGAGGCGUGCGUAAAGAAGAAAUUAUUAAAAAUAUUGUGCAAUCAAAGUUCACUUGGAUGCCACCUAAACGCAGCAAUAAUGAUACGGCCAGCAGGCCACCGCCUAAUGUAAUGUACGCUACAAUUUCCACUGGCAGUGAGUACACACUAAGCGAAUCACCAAGAUUCUCACGUGCCAGAAAGCCAAUGCAUGCGCCGCCACCGCCACCUCCACCACCAGCUUCAACAACAACAACAACAGCAACAGCUGAAACAGCCGAAUCUAAUCGAAACCCAACUACAACUCCAUCACAGCCUCCAAAAGCACCAAGUCCAAUUGGGCAACCAACAACUACUCAGAAUACGCUAUCCGGUUUUAAUUCUUUGGCUUUGCGUUUCGCUGACCCAUCUGACUUUCCUUCCAUUGAGGAUAUUUACAGCAGCAACACUGAGAUGGAAGACGAUUAUUCAUAUCCAAGGCAGACUUUAAGACAAUCACCGCUACCACCUACCGUGAAACCGAAGCCAAUCGUCGAUGCACCAACACCACCGCCACCGUCUCUAGUAAAGGCUGAUAACAAAAAAUCAUCCGUCAUCUACCAUUCUAAUCAGAGUUUGUACAGUUUGGAUGAGUGCGAGAGUGAAGGGUUAUAUGUAGGAACAGCUACAAGUCUCAAUGGUAUGGCAUCAGCACCUGACUUAACAGCACCACCAUCGGUCGACAAUCAUCUGUACGCCACGAUAAACAAAGAUAAUGGCGGCAGAUCAUAUGCACGUGUUGGCAAUAAAAAGCAGUUAACUCCCCCACCAACACCACCAAAGCCUAUGCCCAAACCACAAUUUCUUGUAAAAGCUCAGCCAGUUUCUACUUUCACACCUCCUCCACCACCACCAGCGCCACAGAAUGUUUCUAGAAGUGUGUCUGCAAAACCAACACCACCUAUACCAGCUAGUGCUGUGCCUAUCGCACCGCCACCACCGCCGCCACCUGCUAGUGGCAUACCUAUUCCACCACCGCCUCCACCAAUUAAUAGUAUGCCAAAACCACCAUUGCCACUAUCUUCUUCUUCGGGCAGUCCAAUACCACCUCUACCGCCGCCCAUGCAAAAUCCCACGGCAAAAGGUACUAGAGGUCCAUCGGCACCUGCAAUGAUAAGUGCCGAUAAUGGUGAUGCACGUGGGGCUCUUCUGGAUAGUAUUCGGAACGGCAUAACCCUAAAGAAAGUCGAUCAAAAAGCCGCCACUAUUAGUGGUGUCAAGCCACGGACGGAGCGCAAACCGCCAGCCACAGACUUCCUUUCGGAACUUAAGUUGGGUAUAACAUUACGUAGAGUCAAGGAUAAGGCAGAUAAUCCGUAUGCGAGUGAAGAUCCGGAUGAAUCGCAGGCCUGAGGAGGAUUAUUUGUUUGCAUAGAUACUUUUUAAAUAAAUUUA
Molecule: messenger RNA, 2265 nt
Organism: Ceratitis capitata (Mediterranean fruit fly)
Lineage: Eukaryota; Metazoa; Arthropoda; Insecta; Diptera; Tephritidae
Gene: Whamy
Product: wiskott-Aldrich syndrome protein homolog 1
Exons: 5
Coding region: 178-2223 (681 amino acids)
Biological process (GO): actin filament polymerization
Cellular component (GO): actin filament; cytoplasm
Molecular function (GO): microtubule binding; actin binding
Source: RefSeq, a predicted model, not a curated record